Messenger RNA from Gossypium raimondii (Peruvian cotton), 1987 nucleotides. Its product is annotated as protein NRT1/ PTR FAMILY 5.2. Gene Ontology annotation, biological process: transmembrane transport; dipeptide transport. Gene Ontology annotation, molecular function: tripeptide transmembrane transporter activity; dipeptide transmembrane transporter activity. The transcript is spliced from 4 exons. Gene Ontology annotation, cellular component: membrane. Lineage: Eukaryota; Viridiplantae; Streptophyta; Magnoliopsida; Malvales; Malvaceae. Bases 77 to 1906 code for a protein of 609 amino acids. The record is from RefSeq and is a predicted model, not a curated record.
ACUGUCCCCUCAAAAGAACCUUUAUAUAAAGUGAAGGGUUGUCACAAAGGACAGUACUUAAUAAUAUCUCUUGGUAAUGGCAAAGGAAUUAGCAGAAGAAAAAGGAUCAGCAAAUGGAAGAGAUGAUGACUAUACUGAAGAUGGAAGUGUGGGUCUUAAAGGCAGGCCUGUGUUGAGAUCUAUAACUGGAAGAUGGAAAGCUUGUUCUUUCAUUGUUGGAUAUGAAGUGUUUGAGAGGAUGGCAUAUUACGGAAUAGCAUCAAACCUAGUGGUGUAUUUGACGAGGGAACUGCAUGAAGGAACAGUGAAAUCUUCGAACAAUGUUAAUAACUGGGUUGGAACAGUGUGGAUUACACCAGUUUUAGGGGCUUAUAUUGCGGAUGCUCAUCUGGGUCGUUAUUGGACUUUCCUUAUUGCCUCUGCCAUUUAUCUCUCGGGAAUGUGCCUCUUAACCCUAGUAGUUUCAGUGCCUGCCUUGAGGCCCCCAUCAUGUGGUCAUGGCUACAAAGCAAUAAACUGCAACAAAAGAGCCUCGGGUUUCCAAAAAGGCAUAUUCUACUGUGCACUAUACAUAAUCGCAGUAGGAACCGGUGGAACCAAGCCUAAUAUUUCCACCAUGGGUGCCGACCAGUUCGAUGACUUCGAGCCUAAGGAAAGGGUUCAAAAGCUGUCUUUCUUUAACUGGUGGAUGUUUAGCAUUUUCUUUGGCACCCUCUUUUCCAACACUUUCUUGAUCUACAUACAAGACAAUGUGGGGUGGAGUUUGGGUUAUGGCAUUCCAACAAUUGGUCUCUUGGUCUCUGUCUUGGUGUUCUUAGUGGGAACUCCAUUCUAUAGACACAAAUUGCCUUUGGGCAGUCCUUUUACCAGGAUUUUCCAAGUGCUUGUGGCUGCUGUUAGGAAGUGGAACAUGCCGGUCCCGACCGACCCGAAAGAGCUUCAUGAGCUUAGCUUGGAAGAGUACUCGAAGUCUAAGCAAUUCAGAAUUGAUUACACCCCUUCUUUAAGAUUCCUUGACAAAGCUGCUGUAAAGACUGGGCCAAACUCGGCAUGGAAGCUGUGUCCGGUGACUCAAGUCGAAGAAACUAAGCAGAUGGUAAAAAUGGUCCCCAUUUUGGUAGCAACAUUCAUUCCAAGCACUCUAGUAGCUCAGAUGGGAACAUUGUUUAUCAAACAAGGAACCACCCUCGAUCGUAGCAUGGGUCCUCAUUUCCAAAUCCCCCCGGCUUGUCUCACAGCAUUUGUUACGAUCUUCAUGUUGAUCAGCAUUGUUCUAUAUGACCGGUACUUUGUUCCAAUAGUGAGGCGUUACACCAACAAUCCCAGAGGCAUCACAUUGCUUCAAAGAAUGGGAAUCGGCAUUAUCUUGCAGAUCAUCGUUAUGAUAAUUGCUUGCUUUGCUGAAAGGAAAAGACUCAGCGUCGCUCGAGAGCAUCAGAAACUGGGUGCAUAUGAUUCUAUUCCUCUCAGUAUUUUCAUACUUCUACCCCAGUUUGCCUUGGUAGGGGUGGCUGAUGCAUUUGUGGAAGUUGCAAAGCUAGAAUUCUUCUAUGACCAAGCACCAGAGGGGAUGAAAAGCCUCGGAACCUCAUAUUUCACUAGCAGCAUUGGGAUUGGGCAUUUCCUUGGUAGUUUUAUUUUGACGACGGUUUCUGAUAUGACUAAGAGGCAUGGUCAUAGAGGAUGGAUAUUGGACAACCUCAACACCUCUCACCUGGACUAUUAUUUUGCCUUCUUGGCUGCACUAGGCUUCUUAAACUUCCUCAUCUUCUUGGCUGUGGCCAAACUUUUUGUUUAUAAUGCAGAUGUGAAAGAAUCAGACACAGGAUUGCAGGAAGCCACGGAUGCUUCACAGAACAAAGCUUCAAGUAAAGUCGAAGCAUUAAGGGCUGGAACAAGUUACUAAUAUCACAUGUAAUUCCAGUUCAUGGCUGUUAUAAUGGUAUUGUACAAGUCAAAAACAACUUUGCUCAUGUUAUGAUGAAAA